UACGUGCCAAUAUGCAACAAAAUAAUGGACUAAACAACAUGAUUGUGUUAAAGUGUGUAUGUUUGUGUUCUAGUUAAAUCCCUGUUUUAAAGAUAUAUAUAAAUGGUCGAGAACUAAACGAUACAAGGUAUUUGAGUUUAAGCCUAUGAUAAUAACAAGAUGAGGUGUAUAUUACUGCUGUUUUGUUCAUUUGUGGUAUUGUCGACUGUUUUUGAAAGCGUCGCUGGAUCUCGUUGUUCGGUUAGAGGUGGAACGUGCAAGUGGGACAGUCUGCCAUGUACUGGUGGAUUCUAUCUGUCUGGCCUCUGUCCUGGAGAUAGAGAUAUAAGAUGCUGCAUUAAUGGCCAUGCUCUUAGAGACUCAAAGUGUGAAAAGAGAAGUGGCAAAUGUCAGCCUGACAACAACAUUUGUUAUGGAGAAUACGUGAGCAGAUUAUGCGAUGGACCGAGGAGUCGGAGAUGUUGCGUUCCUGUCUGAACCAACUAAACAAUAUUUUGUUCUUAUCAUGAUACUUUACUUUUACGUUUCACUUCGCUAAGUAAACAUUUUUAUUUCAUCA
Molecule: messenger RNA, 559 nt
Organism: Mya arenaria
Lineage: Eukaryota; Metazoa; Mollusca; Bivalvia; Myida; Myidae
Product: lysozyme 1-like
Exons: 3
Coding region: 160-477 (105 amino acids)
Source: RefSeq, a predicted model, not a curated record